Messenger RNA from Apus apus (common swift), 4677 nucleotides. RefSeq names its product general transcription factor IIi (gene GTF2I). Gene Ontology annotation, cellular component: nucleus. The record is from RefSeq and is a predicted model, not a curated record. The transcript is spliced from 18 exons. Gene Ontology annotation, molecular function: DNA-binding transcription factor activity. Lineage: Eukaryota; Metazoa; Chordata; Aves; Apodiformes; Apodidae. Bases 172 to 3087 code for a protein of 971 amino acids.
CGGGCGCGGGGUCGUGCUGGGAACGCGGGGUUGUGCGGGGAACGGGAGGCCGGGCCCAUCGCCCCGUCAGCCGCGGGCAGACCGCGAGGGAACGGCCCUCCUGCCGGCGGGGCUUGGCGGCCUUCCCUCGCGGCAGGAGCGGGGCUGUCUGCGCCCGGCGGCGGGAGGAAAAUGGCUCAAACUACUGUACCAGCACAGUCCAUCCAUGAUGAGGACUCCUCUGAAAGCAGGAUGGUGAUCACAUUCCUCAUGUCAGCACUUGAGUCAAUGUGUAAAGAACUUGCCAAGUCCAAGGCAGAAGUUGCUUGUAUUGCUGUAUAUGAAACAGAUGUCUUUGUAGUUGGAACUGAGAGAGGAAGAACCUUUGUCAAUUCCAGAAAAGAUUUCCAGAAAGAUUUUGCUAAAUACUGUGUUGUGGAAGAUGAGAGAGACAAAAAGCCAAAGACUGUAUCACCUGUAAACAGACUGACAGUGGAUAUUGUGGAACUGGAAGCUCUUAGAAAGUCUGUGGAGGACUUCUUCUGCUUUUGCUAUGGGAAAGCUUUAGGAAAGUCAACAGUGGUACCUGUGCCAUACGAGAAGAUUCAGAGGGACCAGUCUGCUGUGGUGGUGCAGGGCCUGCCUGAGGGACUUGCAUUUAAACAUCCAGAAAAUUAUGAUGUUAAAACCCUGAAAUGGAUUUUGGAAAACAAAUCAGGAAUCUCAUUUAUCAUCAAAAGGCCUUUCCUAGAGCCAAAGAAACACCUGGGAGCUCAUAUGAUGGAUCCUUCACAUUCAAUUAUACCACCAGGUGGAAGUUGUCCUCCUGUUCAAGUGAAAACAGAACCAAAUGAGGAUUCUGGACUUUCUUUGGAAAAGAAAACAGUAGCAGUGAAGGAGGAAUCAGAUGAUCCUGACUACUACAAAUACAAUAUUCCAGCAGGUCCUUCUGAAACAUCAGAGAUGGAUGGAAAAAUUGCUCUUGGAAAAAGUCACACAGAUGGUGUGGUUUUUAAUUUGUCUAAAGGAAGCCACCAGGAAUCUGACUGCAAAGAAGACACAGAUGUGGAGAUAUCACCAGAUGAGCAGAGCUGCUCCAUUCCUCGGAUCGUCUUCGUGGCCUCCUUUGGAGUUGCUGCAGGAGCUCCAUCUUCUAAUGUUGAGGGCUCCAGAACUGAACACAGUACUGCAGAUUCUUCCCAGCAUAGUCCUUCAGAAACAAGUGAGGAUCCUGAGGUUGAGGUCACCCUUGAAGAUGAUGAUGAGUACCUGCCUCCCAGCAAGAAACCUAAGAGCACAGAGUCAACUAAUGAAGCUGGCAAUACUGGGGGAAGAAAAACAAGAGAGUUCAAUUUUGAGAAAUGGAAUGCAAGAAUUACAGAAUUGAGAAAGCAAGUUGAAGAGCUGUUUGAAGAAAAAUACGCUCAAGCUAUAAAAGCAACAGGUCCAGUGUCUAUCCCAUAUCCACUCUUCCAGUCACAUGUGGAAGACUUGUAUGUGGAAGGGCUGCCAGAAGGAAUUCCCUUCAGGCGGCCAUCCACGUACGGCAUCCCUCGCCUCGAAAGGAUACUCCUGGCAAAGGAGCGGAUCCGCUUCGUGAUCAAAAAGCGUGAGCUUUUGAAUUUGACACGAGAAGAGGCACCAUCAGACACACAAGCAGCAGGAGUUCCCUUGCAAAAAUCAUGCUUGGCUGCCACUUGUGAGAUGGAUGUGACAGUUCGAAGCCAGAGAGGAAGGGCAAAGUUCGUUUGUGAUGGAUACCUUUAUGUAUUCGAUAGACCCAGCCGAGCCGGGGACAGUGUUAAAUUCUGGCGUUGUGAGCAGAAAAACUGCAAGGCCAGAAUUCACACCAGGAAUGGCGAGUUGAUCAAGAUGAUCCACCAACAUUCCCACUUGCCUUCGCCAGCCAAUGUGGAGGUGAAAAAAUUUCUGACCGGGAUAAAGCGGCGAGCUGAAGAAACCUUGGAGGGUGCGACCGAAGUGAUUAACUCGUGCGUGUCCAGCCUGAGGUCAGAGGUUCAGGCUGUGAUUCCCAAAACAGAAGCUUUGCGGAAAACCAUCCAGCGAGCGCGGAAUCAAUUGGAGGCAGCACCUUCAGACCCAGCAAGCGUGGAUCGCCUGGUGUUGCCCGAGGAAUACAAGCUCUAUUCACCAACACCAGGCGUGCAGGAGUCGUUCCUGUUCGGUGAUUUUGGAGAAGGAUGCAGAAGGAUCCUUGUGUUUGGCAGAGCAAGCUGGCUGCAGAUUCUGCAAACAUCCGACACCUGGUAUGUGGACAGCACUUUAGCUGUAGCUCCCAAACUCUUUGCCCAGGUCUGUGUGAUCCUGGCAAGGCAGUAUGGGGGUGUGCACCCAGUGCUGUAUGCCCUUCUGCCAGACAAGGAGCUCUCCACGUACAAGAGGUUGUUUGAUUUUAUUAAAAUCCUGGUGCUUAACAAAUUGCCACAGUCCAUUUACUGCGAGUAUGAAACGGUGAUCAUGCAGGCCAUCAAGGAAUGCUUCCCUGGAGCAGCUCUCAAAGGCUGCUUCUUCCACCUGGUUCAGAGUAUGAGGAAGCAUUUGGCAUCAAUACGUGCCAUUCAAGAAUUUGACACAAACACGGAGUUUGCCCUGAAGGCCAACAUGGUUGUGGCCUUAGCAUUCGUGCCUGUCCCAGACUUGGGGGAAUAUGUUGAUGCUCUGGAGGAGUAUCUGCCCAAAGAGCUUCAUUGUCUUCUCGACUGGUUCGAGGACAGCUAUGUUGGGCAUCCAGAUGGGACAAGGUGUAGCAGACAACCUCCCCUGUUUCCACCAUCCAUGUGGAAUCUGUUUGACAGAACGUGGAGCACUGAGGAUUGCACUACCAACCAUUCUGAAGCUGAUCGUCACCUGCGAGCUAAAUUGGGAAUAAGCCACCCGACCAUCUGGAAGUUCAUCGAUGGCCUCCGAAAGGUACAGAAGGACAGAGACACCUACCAUGAACAGCUUGUUUUAGGCCACAGUCCUCCAGUCAGACUGAGGAAAUACUGCAAAGCAGAUCAGCAUAUUUCAGAGAUUGUGUCUAAUUAUGGCAGUAGAAGCCCUCUAGAAUACUUGCAUGCCAUAGCUUACAACUAUCAAAUAGUUUAAGAAAAUGUUGUUGAUGUUUUACAGUUGCAAUUUUUAACAUUUCCAAAUCUCACCACAUAUAUGUGAGCAGAAACAGGUCUGGGGCAGUUCAGCUCAGCACAUUGGGUUGGCUGUGAUGAAUUGUCCUGGACUCAUGAUACCAUGGAAUCAUGGAAUUGUCAGAGUUGGAAGGGACCUCUAGAGAUCAUCUAGUCUAACUCUCCUGCUAAAGCAGGAUCACUCGGAGCACGUUCCACAGGGUGCAUCCAGGUGGGUCUUGAAUAUCUCCAGAAGAGGAGACUCCACAACCUCCCUGGGCAGCCUGUCCCAGGGCUCUGUCACCCUCAUCAUAAAUAAGUUUUUCCUCAUAUUUAAAUACAACUUCCCAUGUUCCAGCGUGUGCCCGUUGCCCCUCGUCCUGUCACUGGGCACAACUGAAAAGAACCUGGCUCCAUCCUCUAUAGACAUAUAUUCUGAUAUACAGAAAUUAGAAUAAUAUUGUUAAAAAUGCUAGGAGAUAAUACUAAAAGUAACAAUGAGAUAAAGACAACUACACCAAACGAGCUGUGUGGUUCCAUGUAGAGUUGUCCUGUGGAGAGUUGGCUGCGGAGUUGUCCUGUUCUGACAGUUUUCAAGUAGCAGUGUGAAGGCCACGUGUUCUAGUGACUUCUUUGAUUAGCACUUCAGAUGCAUGUUCCUACCUGUGUUGUCUCCAUUGAGAACCCAUGCAAAGGUAACAGGAAUGACCAUGGAAGAACAAGACCACAAGAACAGAUUUUUAUUCCGACUGCACCUUUAAACUCAUUUCCCCUGGAACUGGGAAUAAAAAACAAAAAAAGAAUAUGGAAAAAAGCAAGUUUUGAAAGAAAUGUGCCUUUGCAUGGGCCCUAGUUGUGAAACUACUUUCCUGCACUUAUUUUCCUCUUGUUGUAGGAUUGGAUAGUAGUUGGAUUCUCCUGGUGCUUGAGCCUCAGGGCAUUUUUUUUAAUUGUCCAAGUAAGCUGAGUGUUGAAAGCUUGUGUGCCUGAACCAGUGAUAGCAAACAAAUUGCUUCCAACCCCCAAAUGCUGAGUGGCAACCUCAGCCUGGUUGAACUGUGAAUUUGUAGUAACACCAGAGAAAUUCUUAGUUCAGAGAGGGAUGCAAGCAUGCAAAUGGUAGUACCUGCCCUACUGCAGCACGGUCGUGUCGUGUUACAUAUUCAGUCCUCUGUUGUAUAAAGGUGUUCUUUAUUAAAAAAACAUACAUCAAAGACUGUACUGAAAGUGAUCAUUAAAAAUUUAAAUUAAGCAAAGAAAUUAUGUCUAAAGGAUGUCUCUUUAACGUGUGUAGGAAUUAAAGCUUUCCUGCAAAAAGCAGCUCAGGGAACUGGUGGUGUUCAGUCUGAAGAGAAGGAGGCUGAUGGGGAGACCUUCCUCUCUACAACUACCUGAAAGGAGGUUGGAGCAAGGGAAGGGUUUGGUCUCCUCUUCCAAGUGGCAAGUGAUAGAAGAAGAGGAAAUGGACUCAAGUUGUGCCAGGAGAGGUCUAGAUUAGAUCAAGUGACAGAUAAAAUAUUCUGUAGGCAUCUCGAAGAAAUCUCAUCUCGCUUCUUCACAUGGGGGAGUUGAA